Drosophila subobscura is the source of this 138-nucleotide messenger RNA. RefSeq lists its product as uncharacterized. NCBI's taxonomy places the organism in Eukaryota, Metazoa, Arthropoda, Insecta, Diptera, Drosophilidae. The record is from RefSeq and is a predicted model, not a curated record.
UGUCUGAUGGCACGGGGGCCAAUCAACGCCAAGGGAUUAGAUGGUUUUUGGGCGUGUGGCACCACAAGAUCUUUGUCAUUGAACUUGAAAAAAUGCCAGGGAGAUUCCCGCAGUUUGUUUGACAAAAUAUUGAAGUGA